Molecule: messenger RNA, 2440 nt
Organism: Leptinotarsa decemlineata (Colorado potato beetle)
Lineage: Eukaryota; Metazoa; Arthropoda; Insecta; Coleoptera; Chrysomelidae
Gene: Rbcn-3A
Product: rabconnectin-3 alpha
Biological process (GO): vacuolar acidification
Cellular component (GO): RAVE complex
Molecular function (GO): protein binding
Source: RefSeq, a predicted model, not a curated record
GAGAAUAAAAAGUAAUGUAGUAAAUCGGCUCAAACUGCUGGAAAUGCUGGAAGUUGAUGUACGGAGGCAGUCAGCUGAUCGAUAGACUGGGCGGAUGUCAUGUGUCACCUUCUGUCACUUUUUAUUUUUAAAAUCUAUCAAAACAAUUGAUUUGCCCUUAAAUGAAAGUAGGACAAAUUGAACAAUAAAAAUGUAUAAACUUGCCUAAACCUCCCUUUUGCAAAAAUGAAUUUGCAUCAAAUAGUAAGCGGUGCUUGUAAUGCGGGAGACAAAUGUUUUGCCGUGGGGUCGGUGGAAGGGGUGCCGUUUACUGCCUAUGCAGCUGGCUGUAACAUAGUCAUAUUGGCAUCCACUUUCGAGAGGGUUCAGAUUAUUCCUGGCGCAAUCCACGAUUACAUUCGAAUUAGUUCAAUUGACUGUUCUAGUGACACUGGAAAAAUCGCAGCAUCUUAUGAUGAUGUAGUUUGCAUUUAUGAGCCGACGCCACUGAUCCAUAACAACUCAACACAUAAAAUUCGUAAGAAGUUGAAAUACAAGGGUUUAGACUAUAGGUGGGUGCAAACGGGCACGCUGAAAACUGACUCGCCUAUUCGGGCUUUGAGCUGGAAUUUGGAAGGCACUCGUCUUCUUACAGCUGGGGCUCAUGUACAGCUUUGGCAUUUGAAGUCUCAAAACACCGAUGAAGAACAACCUCCUGUGACUUUCACUCUGGGAGGAGGACAUCAAGAUAACAAUGAAGACGGAGAUAGUCACGAUAUCCCAGAUAAACCACAAGAACAAGAACAAUCAUUAUGGCAUUGUGUUUGGAAAGCUAAUACCGCCAUUCCUGUCCAGCAUCUUGCUUUCAGCCCUGACGGUACUCUCUUUGCUACUUGUGGCGAAAAUGAUAGGCUUGUUAAAAUUUGGUAUGAAAACAGACACGUACUGUUUACAUCAAAAAGCGCGGAGAAGCCACUUGACUUGGAGUAUGGUUUUGUUUAUAUUGCCCAUCCCAGAGCUGUAACCCAUUUAUCUUGGAGAACAACUAGUAAAUAUAUGCCCAAAGGUUCAGUUUCGAACAUGUUGGUCACUUCGUGCCAAGAUAAUAUUUGCCGUUUGUGGGUAGAGACAGUAUUACCAGAAGACGGGUUGGUCAACUUGUCGCAACUCGAUCCUCAAGCUCAUCAUCCGAAGUUCAGAACACACAGGCACAAACACCGAUUUAUGCAACGACUGAAACACAUGAAAACUUGUUUCCACAUAAGACGAAAUGCCAAACACCAUCCCCAUGGUACGGGUGGACCUUCGCCUCCAAUACCCACCUUGCCAUCCACUUACAGUGUACAUGAUUUUCACUCUUAUGGCUACCAUGGCACAGGAAUAACUCCUGGAUUGCAUUUCCAUUUAGCAGCGUCUGUCAACGCUGAAACCGAUAUACCCUUGGUACCCAGUAUCACUUAUUGCAACCCACGACCGGCAUUUGUACUUCAUUGGUUGGAUAACAAGGAAAUGCAGUUUAGUUUACAAGCUGAAUUGUUUUUGGAGGAGUUUGCAAAACCUGUUGUCGACAAUCCCGAUUCGGAAGAGUCAUCUGAGGAACCGUUAAUGGAUUCUGGCGUGGCGGAUGGUGUUGAUGCGCGCAUAGAGAGUUUCCUAAGAGAUUGGCAUCACAACCCGGAUUUAAUAAUACCAGUAAUUACCGACGACAAAAACGAAGCCGUGCCAAUAGUCUUUCUAGUAACAAAACAUGAUAAUGGAACGCUGAAUCUGUGGCAGAUUACGUUCGCUGACAAAAGCAAGUUCAGUCAAGUCUUGAGCAUCGGACACAAAAGCAGAGCUUCCGGUCAUAGAUUCAGAGUCAACGACAUAACGUGUCAUCCAGUUUUACCGUUACUUCUGACAACCAGCCACCAUAAUAUUGUCGAUCAGAAAUCACACGUCCGUAAUGGAUUCUGUAGCGAACUGAUACUCUGGAAAGUGGACGCGGUAGGCCCUCUAUCGAAGUCCGGGGGAAUAUGCGAACUGGCUCGGAUCAGCAGCCCUGAACCUUCGGCUUUCAGCAACGUUGCCUGGAUCCCGACUCUGCUUCCCUCUAGCACCCUCGGCAAUCUUUCGAACUCGCCCAGCGCUUGUUUCGUGGCUUCGGACGGACAGUGUCUUAGGGUCUACCAGGCGGUCAUCGACGCGAGGACGCUUCUGGCCGAUCUCUCGUUCAAAGAUAACAGGAACCACGAAGAGUACGAAAGUGUUUCGGAUUUGUCUUCUUUCAAUCAGGAGAGCAUGUUGGAGAACAUCAACAUCGUGUCUCAGCAGAGCACGUCGAGGCCGGGGUGUAUAAUACAGCUUGAGACAAUUUCGGAAGCGAUCCAAUGGCAAAAUACUACUUUCUUGCAUGUCUACCAGGAGCAGUUGAUAACUGGUGAGUUUAGUGGAAUCAACAUGAAUAUAUGAUCCUUUUCUC